Petromyzon marinus (sea lamprey) is the source of this 490-nucleotide messenger RNA. Lineage: Eukaryota; Metazoa; Chordata; Hyperoartia; Petromyzontiformes; Petromyzontidae. The record is from RefSeq and is a predicted model, not a curated record.
AUGGUCGCAGUCUGGGUCACCUCCCUGCGCAGCUCUCCCAACAGCUGCUUUGGGUGGGGCUGCUCCAUACACAGAGACAAAGGGGCAGGGAGCCACGCUGCCCAGCGUGGGGGGUGUUCAACAUGGGGGUCAAGGGCCCAGGUGCUCGUGCCGCUGCUGCUCACCAAUGGCUUCAGCGUGGAGGCGCCAUUGGGCCGCACGCGUGGCAAGGCCGAGCAGCUGGUGGCCGAGGUGCGCGUCCCCUUCUCCAGCAGCAACUGCAUGGUCGGCAUACCGCUCCACCAGCUCGGAGACCUCAUGCGCAUCUUCAACCCGCCCGAGCUCAGCUGUCAGAUCGCGGUCAAGACCCUGGGAUGAGCUCCCACUCGAGAGUGGUCCUCCCCUGGCUGCUGUUUGUGCUGCUACUGGGCUGUUUAGGAUCAGUAGAGUGGACUGCUUCUUCAUAAUAAAGGUUUUUGGGUUAGAUCGCGUUAUUUAUAAAUGUCGCAAC